Messenger RNA from Funneliformis mosseae, 1034 nucleotides. NCBI's taxonomy places the organism in Eukaryota, Fungi, Glomeromycota, Glomeromycetes, Glomerales, Glomeraceae. The record is from the annotation of a GenBank genome assembly.
AUGGAACCUACACCUAAAAUUUCGAACAAAAUAAUAACAUCCGAAAUGGAUCAAAACAUGCAACUUACCAGUGACUCCUCUUCAAUUAAUAAUAACGGUAAGGUCAACAUCAUGACUCAAGAUUUCAAUCAAUACAUGGAGUUUUUAAGGUCUCCUCAGACAAAACCUGGUACAUUCGAAUUUGAUGAUUGGUUCGCCAAUGACCUAUCGGGUUACCUUAAGGAAGACUUCAUUUUCCCUGCAGAGGGUCCGAAUUAUGAUGUUUCUCCUUUGUUGGGAUCUUCUAUGACCACCCCUUCCCUUAUACUUGACACUUCUCAAGAAUUGGAUGACUCUCCUCUUUUCAGUUCAAUCCCCGCUUCUUUCUCCGCAAGUCCAUCUCUUGAACCCGCUUUAGGCUUCUUCCCCGACCUUACAAAUCCUAAUGCCGCCGUUUCUCCAACGAAUUCUCUUUUGCAUCAACUUACCAUCACGCCCUCCGUAACAAUUCCUGUUGAUGAUGCUUCACCUUUAACUUCAAUUUCUGGUGGUGGUUCUCUUUCUUCUUCUUCUCUCAACAUUCCUUGGUCUUCUGAAGUGACCUCUGCGAAUUUUCUUCAAAGCGCCUCAUCUGAGUCACCUCUUUUUUCAACUUUAUCGAACGCAAACGCCACCUCAAAGUCUUCAUCUGUCGUUGCAAGUCCAUCUGUAAUGUCAUCAACGUCUGCGUCCUCUACUCCUUUAAUAAAUAAUCCCAAUACCAUUCGUCGAAAGAGGUCUAUUAGUGAAGUUGAGAAGAAUCCGCAACACAUGGUUGAUGAUUUAGCCAUGAAACGUGCAAAGAAUACCGAUGCUGCUCGUAGAAGUCGACUUCGAAAGGUGAUUAAAAUGGAAUCGCUUGAAAAGCAGGUGACUGAAUUCAAGAUCGAAAAUAAUGAACUUCAAACUCGUGUCGCUGUGUUGGAGAGCGAAAAGAAAGGUUUGGAAGAAAAAAACGCCGAGAAGGACGCUAGAGUCAAAAUGUUGGAACAACAAUUGGCUGAAGCUCACGAAAG